Molecule: messenger RNA, 1249 nt
Organism: Bursaphelenchus okinawaensis
Lineage: Eukaryota; Metazoa; Nematoda; Chromadorea; Rhabditida; Aphelenchoididae
Source: the annotation of a GenBank genome assembly
AUGAAACCUUGGAAGAUUGAGUUACCCAAAGUUGGCAGCUUCACCAUCAGGCCGAUUGGAGUCAUACAGAAUGACUUGUACGUUUAUUACCGCGAAGGUAACAGUAUCGUAAUCUGGUCGGUCAAUUUGUUCCUUCCGAAUUCGUGGAGGCGACGAUGGGCAUUGCCAUUCGAAGAGAUCGUAUAUUCGUAUUUUACUACGCAUCCUGAUGGAACUAUCCACAUAUUCUUCACGGGAUGCAUUGUACGUUACUGUAGCUAAUAUAUUAAUUUGUAUAUCUUACAUAGUUAAUCCUUAAUUUGUAGAACAAUAAGGACGAGCUGGUUAUUGAAGUUUUGAAAUUUGAUGUUAAUCAAGGUGAGUAUACACGAUACAAGUCAUCUGAUGCCAUUGAUGUUAUGCAGUUAAUGGAGAUGUAUGACCUACACCCAGAAACCGAUCGUCUCUGUGCGGGCGCUAAGGACCUGUUUAUUUAUGACAGAGGAAUGAUUCAAGGAGCGACUCCGCUACUUAGAAUAGUACUCGACCAUGAAAAGGUAACAAUUUUAUUAGAGUAGUGAAUAUGUAGUACCUUCUGAUUACAGAAUCGACUUUCAGAAAACAUUCAGUGGUGUUCGAGAAACGGUACCUGCUGACAAUAGUACUGAUGUUUUCACAUUGUUUGGCGGUUUCAUAGAUCCUGACAAUCGAAGAAUUAUCAAGUUAUCAGACGCAAACAAUGUUCACAUAUACGACAACCAGGCCAGAGAAUGGCUGGUGUACCAGCAAGACACAGACAACUCUGAUUUCAACUUGAAGGCAGUGGGCGCCGACUACAAAAGGAUCGGCGUUACCUACAACGAGAGACAUCUACGGACAGCUAUGGUACAAUCACCGAUCAGCUUGAUCACAGGUUACUCCAACUGUAUUUUUAUGUACAAGGCCAACAACAAAGCCUACUUUUUCAGAUUGAUCACUAAUCCAGAAGCUAGGACCUUCACGUAGGUUACAGUGUCAAAAACAUGGUGCAUUUCCCAUUUUCAGAUUGAAGAAGGUAGGGAAAGUAGAUUCCCUUAUUAUUCAAUCGUUCAACUUCUGCACUGAAGAUGCUGUGAUCACAUUGGGCCGACCUGCGUAUGUAAUAUGGCUACGAUCACUCACUCUCAAAGAGAUGGCCUACUACAAAUCUCAAGAGUUAUGCGACAAACCGACCAGCGACGAACCAAUUAGGAAAAAAUGUAAAAUAAAACAUUCGGAUCCCUUGAUCUGA